AUGUUGUUUAUCCUAAUAUUCCAAAUAUUAUGCCACUUGUUAAUAGUACGGGCUCAAGUUUAUAUUGGUUUUCCCUUUGAUGAACAAUUACCAAACGUUGCAAGAAUAAAUCAAACUUAUUCUUUCACUUUGGCCAAUAUAACUUAUAAAUCAACCAAUGAUGCCACUAUUCAAUACUCUGCUUCUAAUUUACCAACCUGGUUAUCAUUUGAUGGUUCUUCAAGAACUUUCAGUGGCUUACCAAGUGCUGAUGACGUAUCUCAAUUCCAAAUUACUUUAACUGGUACAGAUCCAUCCGAUAACUCAGUCAGUUCCAAUAACUAUUCCAUGAUUGUAUCUAAUGAUACUGGUUUACAUUUAAGUUCAGAUGAUGUUAUGUUUACUCAAAUCGCUCAAUAUGGUCAAACCAAUGGAGCUGAUGGUUUAGUUGUAACUCAAGGUCAAAAUAUUAAUAUCAAAUUUGCCGAAUCUGUUUUCCAAUCUUAUCCUAAUUCAAAUAGACCAAUCAUCGCUUAUUAUGGUAGAUCCGCUGAUAGAUCAUCUUUACCACCUUGGCUUGAAUUCAAUUCAGAUGAUUUAUCUUUCUCAGGUACAGUUCCAUAUGUUGUUUCUGAUAUAGCUCCUUCUUAUGAAUACUCAUUUGCCUUUAUUGGAUCUGAUUAUUAUGGAUUCGCAGGAGCAACUGGGAUUUUCAAUCUUAUUGUGGGUGCUCAUCAAUUGAGUACAUCUUUAAAUGAAACCAUCAAAGUAAAUGGUACAUUUGGAGCUUCAUUUGAAAUUCAAAUUCCAGUUUUAUCCGAUGUUUUCUUAGAUGGAUCUCCAAUCAAUCAAGCUAAUAUCUCAACUGUUACUGCUACUGAUUUACCAAGUUUUAUUCAAUUUGACAAUCAGAAAUUUACUUUAAGUGGGACAUUUCCAAACUCUUCAACAUUUGAUAAUUUCUCAAUUGUAGUAGAAGAUGUUUUCCAAAACAGUGUCCAAUUACCAUUUUCAUUUGAUUCAAUUGAUUCUUUAUUCACCAUUCAAUCAUUCCCAAACAUUAAUGCUACAAAAGGGGAAUUUUUCCAAUAUCAAUUAUUACAAUCUGAUUUCACUGAUUUUAAUGACACUAAGAUUUCCGUUGAUUUCAAUUCUUCAUCAAAUUGGUUAACUUUUACUCAAUCUAAUUUGACAUUCACUGGUCAAGCUCCAAGUGAUUUCGAUCAACUACAAGUUAAUAUCAAUGCUCAAUCUGAUUCAGAUAAUGAUACUAAGAAUUUCAAUAUUGUUGGUGUAAGUAAACAAAUCACAACUUCAUCAUCAUCCAGUUCAUCAUCCAGCUCAUCAGCUACAUCUACUGCUUCAAGCAGCUCUUCUUCAAGUUCUACUGCCACUGCUUCCACAAGCAGCUCACCAGACCAUCAAUCAAAAUCAUCUAAAAACCAUAAAGCCUUAAUUAUUGGUCUUGCAGCAGGUAUUCCAGCCUUUGUGUUAGCAAUUGCAGCUAUUUUCCUUAUCUGCUGUUGUGUUAGAAGAAGAAGAAGAAAUGAUAAAGCUGAUAAUGAAAAGGGUAAUCCACCAACUAGUCCAGAAUUAACUGGUCCAGGAUUUGGUACAACCAUCAAUAAAGAUGAUCGUGAUGAAAAUGCUAAGCAAUUAGCUUCAUUGAAUGCAUUGAAAUUAAAUAGUUAUGAGAAUGAUGAUGCUAGAAGUACUUCAUCAUCCUUGACUCAAGUUGAUAGUAAUGAUUCUCGUUAUGUUGAUGCCGAUGAAAAACCAAUCAAAUCUUGGAGAGCAAAGGAUGGAUCUGAUAAUAAGAAUACUGCCAUUAGAAAUUCAAAUGCUUCAGUUAGUACUGUCAAUACUGAACAAUUAUUUUCAGUUAGAUUAGUUGAUGAUGGAUCAUAUAGAAAUUCAAAUCAAUCAUCAUUAUCACGUAAUUUCCUCAGUAAUAAUUCAUUAAAUGGUCUUUUGGCGAGAGAAUAUUCUUCAGGUAAUAUACAAAGAUUAGAUAGUGAUGGUAAUAUUGUUGAUAAUGAAAACCUGGUUGCAAAUGGUAAUAAUAGAAAUUCAAGUCCAAGAAAAGGGUUAUCAAGAGAUCCAUCUAAUUUAGAUGUAUUAUUAGAAGAAAAUACUCGUGAUUUUAGUAGUAAUACCAUCUAUCAUAACGCUAAAAAUUAUCAAGAUCAAUCCGAUGGUGACCAUCCUACAAGAGAAAAUACUGAAGGAAGUAUCAGUAACUUGUUACAUAAAUUUAAUGAUAAUUCACAUUCUGGUAGUGAACAUGAUAUGACUCAAUAUAAUGAUGAUGAUGCAAAUUCUUCUUAUUUAGAUGAUGAAUUUAAAGCUACCAAAGCUUCGGAUGGUCAAUUCAAAUGGACUACAAAUAAUAGUAGGACAAAUUUAAUAUCACCCAGUAGUGAUCAUUUUGAUUUAAAUAAUAAUGAUACCCCUACCACAAAAGUUAAUACAUCACCCACCAUGAAGAAUUCUAAUUUUUCAGCUUUAUCAGUUAAUUCAAAUAAUUCUGAUAACCUUUUACUUCAUGAAGAUUCAGCCAAACAAAUGUCAACAGCAACUUUGAAAGCAACCAUUAGUCCUACUAAGGCUAAAUUAGUGGACUUUACUAGAAAGGGAAGUUUAAGAGAAUCAGCUUAUGAACCUGAUUAUAAAUUUCAAGAAGAAGUUGGUCAAAUUCAUUACAAUGAUAGUGACUAA
Scheffersomyces coipomensis is the source of this 2697-nucleotide messenger RNA. RefSeq names its product Axl2p (gene AXL2). Gene Ontology annotation, cellular component: membrane. Lineage: Eukaryota; Fungi; Ascomycota; Pichiomycetes; Serinales; Debaryomycetaceae. The transcript has a single exon. The record is from RefSeq and is a predicted model, not a curated record. Bases 1 to 2697 code for a protein of 898 amino acids. Gene Ontology annotation, molecular function: calcium ion binding.